Rhizophagus irregularis DAOM 181602=DAOM 197198 is the source of this 1845-nucleotide messenger RNA. The record is from RefSeq and is a predicted model, not a curated record. NCBI's taxonomy places the organism in Eukaryota, Fungi, Glomeromycota, Glomeromycetes, Glomerales, Glomeraceae.
AAAAAAAAAAAUUAUAAAUAAUAAAAAAAAUAAACACAUUUUACAUCCUAAAAGAAAAUUUACAUUUGAAUACUCGUAUCUUCAUUUUUUUCGAGUACAACUAAUAUUUAGAAUUAUGAAUUCCAUUUGUAAGGAAUUAGUUCAUGUAGCAUUAAAAAGAGCUGAAGCAUUAGUAGAUUUUAACAUUUAUGAUGACUUAAUUAAAAGAAUUGAAUUUGAACAACAUAUAAUUCUUGAUGAUAAAUCUCUUAAUGAAGAUGAAAAAUUAGAUGCAAUAAGAAUAAUAAAUAAAGAGUAUGAUCAACAUAAAAUAAUUUAUAAUAUUGGGACAAAAAGAAAAUGUGAAAAUUGUCAAUUAGAAUGUUUGGGUACAUUAUAUUGUGAAAAUUGUAUUCGAAAUUAUUUAAAAGCAGAAUUUUCAAAUUGGACAACUGGAAAUAUUGAUGUUGAUAAUUUGAUACGAAAAUGUCAAAUGGAAACAAUUGCUCCAAAUAUUGUAAUUAAAUGGAUCCCAUAUAAUAAUUUAAUAAAUGUUGAAUAUUUAACAAGUGGUGGAUUUUCUGAAAUUUAUUUAGCAGAUUGGAUUGAUGGAAGUUAUAAUAAAUGGGAUUCUAAAGAACAAAUACUAAAAGUAAAAAGUACUUAUCAUAAAGUUGUACUCAAAAGGUUAGAGGUUACUGGUAGUAUUAAUUGGUUUGACGAGAUAAAAUCACACUUAACCUUAAGUAAUAAGUGGUUCGUAGUUGUUAAAUGCUACGGUGUAACUCAAGAUCCAUCAGACGGAAAUUACAUGCUUGUAAUGCACCGUUUAGACAUCAAUUUAGAAAAAUAUUUACGACAAUACUAUGAUAAACUCACAUGGAAAAUUAAGAUUCAAAUCAUUUACUAUAUAGUACGUGCCCUUAUUAGAAUCCAUAAAGAGAACGUAAUUCAUAGAGAUCUGCAUUCAAGAAACAUACUAUAUUUACAAAAAACUAAUCACUGGUAUAUUAGUGAUCUUGGACUUUGUGGACCAGUCAAUAAAUCAUUGAAAAGUAUAUAUGGAAAUCUACCUUAUGUAGCUCCUGAAGUCAUUAUCGAAAAAGAAUAUUCUCGUGCAUCAGAUAUUUAUAGUAUAGGUAUUCUUAUGUGGGAGAUCUCAACUGGACAACUACCUUUUGCUGAUCAAGAAAGAGAUUAUUCUCUUGCAAUGAAUAUUAUUAAUGGUAUGAGACCAAAGAUAAAGUCGGGAACUCCUUUGUUAUAUCAAGAAUUAAUGGAACAAUGUUGGGAUGUUGAUCCAAAAAAGAGGCCUGACACUGAUACACUUUGGAGUAAAAUACAUAAAAUGAAUAAAGCUUGUUACGAAGAAAAUACUAAUAGCAAUGAUAUUAUUAUUAAUUCACAAUUGAAUAAUAUAAGUCCUAGCACCAUCAAUUUAUCAGUUGAAAGAUUUAGUGAAAUUCAUACAUUCGAAGAUUUAUCCUCCGAACAAAGAAAUAUUAUUGAAGAUAGCCAAGAAGCAUAUCAUAGUAAGCCAUAUGACUUUACGAUUUCAAAUGAUAUCGAAGAAAAAAUGAAAAAAUUAUCGUGCAAUAAUGAUAAAUGAUUUAUAUCGAUAACAAGAUAUAAUUUUAUUAAUUCGGGGUCUCGUGCAUAUUUUUUACAGCGGUAGGUAAUAAGUGAGCAUAACGCAUUAACGUAAGGUACGUGAAAAAUCGCAUAAUUACGAUACUCCACUUAUAUAUGCCACAUAAAAUAUUUAUUUGAUUUAGUUCGCAGGUAACAUUUACCAAAAAAAAAUUUUUCUUUCUUAAAAAAUAUUAAUAUUAUAUAAAUAAAUUAUUUAUUACUUUUAAUAAAAGC